Messenger RNA from Penicillium oxalicum, 2106 nucleotides. RefSeq names its product Zn(II)2Cys6 transcription factor. Gene Ontology annotation, biological process: regulation of DNA-templated transcription. The transcript is spliced from 2 exons. The record is from RefSeq and is a predicted model, not a curated record. Gene Ontology annotation, molecular function: zinc ion binding; DNA-binding transcription factor activity, RNA polymerase II-specific. Bases 1 to 2106 code for a protein of 701 amino acids. NCBI's taxonomy places the organism in Eukaryota, Fungi, Ascomycota, Eurotiomycetes, Eurotiales, Aspergillaceae.
AUGACACCGACACCGGAGAAAGAUGGCGAUUCCAUGACCGGACUCGAGUUGGACUUUGCCAUCAGCAAGAAACGGACAGGCGAAGAUGCGGCCGAGUAUCCACGAAGAAGGGCGACGAUAGCUUGCCAGAUAUGUCGAUUACGCAAGACACGAUGUAAUGGCGCCCGCCCCAAAUGCCAGCUCUGCUCCGAUCUCGAGGCCGAAUGCGUUUAUCGAGAACCUGGGAUCAAGCUCGAUGCAGGCGACAAGCUCAUUCUCGAACAUCUCACUCGAAUCGAGGGACUCCUACAUUCGAGUCUGGCCGCACAAGCCCAUUCUUCACAGCAAUUGACGCUCUCGUCCACAUCGCCUGCAACCAGCAACGAUACUGGGAUGGGCAGUGAGGAACCAACCAGUCGGAUGAAUGGUUUGAUGUCGACGACGGGGAAAAUGGCCGCCGUAGGGUUGGGGUCCUGGGCAAAUCCGCCUCCGAGUAUCAGCAUCUCUACGAUGCCCAAAGUGCACAGUACCCCGGCUUUACAUCUUCUCCAGUGGCCACUCAUCCGCGACUUGGUCUCGAGACCAUACGACCCUCAAAGUCUUCUGCAAUUGGAAAUGACUCGCGAGCCGCUGCGUCUGGACACCAACGCUGGCUUUGAUUUGGUCAAUGCACCGGUCUACGUUCAGGCGUUUUUCGAUCAUGCAAAUCUUUGGUAUGCAUGUGUGAACCCGUAUACCUGGGACCGCUACUAUCGAACUGCGUUGGCGCAGGGAUUCCAGGACGGACCGAUCAGCUGUCUGGUGCUAUUAGUCCUGGCUCUAGGCGCCGCCAGUCGCCAUGGGAGCAUUGCGUCUCUCCCGCCAGACCAUGAACGGCCAGGACUGCCCUAUUUCGCGGCAGCCUGGGCCAUUUUGCCUUCGGUCAUGAUGCGCAACUCGGUGAUGGCCGCACAGUGUAUGGUCCUGGCAUCUGCCUACUUGUUUUAUCUGGUCCGGCCGCUCGAAGCAUGGACUCUCCUGUCCAACGUGAGCUUGAAACUGCAACUUCUUUUGGGGAACCCGUCUCGGGUGCCCGCGCAAUGGAGAGAGCUCAGCAUCCGCGUCUACUGGAAUUCCCUUCUCUUUGAGAGCGAUCUCCUCGCCGAGUUGGACCUGCCGCAUUCGGGGAUUGUCAACUUUGAGGAACUCGUUGAUCUCCCUGGAGGAUUCGACGAGGAGGAAGAGGAGGGCGAGAAGGAAGUGGCGGCGAUGACGACUAUGGAGGAUGAGCAAUUUUAUGAGGAAUAUACGAAGUCCUCGAAGGACAGUCACAAUGCCCACCCAUCAAUUGUCUUUCACAACGACCGCAACAGCAAUAACACGCCUACCUCGCUUGACCCUCCGCUCCUGAUGAAUCAACCUUCCACCAUGUCAAGAGCAGGGGUGCACCACGACGAACUGUGGUACUUUCUCGCCGAAAUCGCCCUCCGCCGACUUCUCAACCGCGUCAGCCACCUCAUCUACCAAAAAGACAGUACUCACACACUCUCCUCUCUGGGUCCCAUCGUCUCCGAACUCGACUUUCAACUCUCUCAAUGGUACGAAAGUCUUCCUCAACCCAUCCAAUUCCCCCUCGCUCUAGAUUCCACCACCACCACGACCUCUUCCCAACCAUCCCCUUCAUCCACCCCAUCUACCUCCACCCACCCAACCACGAACCCAAUCCAAACCGUCCUCCGCCUCCGUUACAACGCCUGCCGCACAAUCAUCUACCGCCCUUACAUCCUCGCCGUCUUCGAAAACGAACACGCCGGCUCCGACCCCGGCGUUCUCGAAUGCAGCCGUCGCUGCCUCGACGCCACCCUCCGCCAACUCGAACAUAUCACCAGCCAUCGCGCCGGCCAUCUUCCCUACCUCUGGCAGGGCGCCCUAUCCAUGGUCUCCCAGACCCUCCUCAUCAUGGGCGCAACCAUGUCCCCAACCUUAUCGACGCUGUUGCCGCCCAAGGCGCGAAUCAACGCUAUUAUCGCGAACGUGGUCGAGGAAGUCCAGCGUUAUGCGCACUUGGCACCGAGUUUGAACGUGGCAGCGGAGAUUAUUCGGGAUGCGGAGCGGAGGAGGCGGAUUUGUCUUCGAUCGUCGACUUGA